ACGCGCACAAGUCCAGAGCUAGAGUGUACCGCUGAUCACUAAAGCGUCUACUAUCUUGUAGGAAGUACCCUAUCUUGAAACCAACCCAUUUUGAUGCGAUCGACGAUUCAAGAAGUCAACAAAAUGUCAGGUCAAACCAUAACUAAUGCUUCUACCAUCAAUCUUAGCAGUGGUAAUAUUUUAAACUGGAAUAGUCUGAAGAGAAAAGUGCCAAAGUCUUCAACAGAAGAGAUCAAAUUCUGUUUAAGACAGACACUGAAAUGCUGUUUAGAUCAAACCUGCGACCAGUCUUGCUCACUUCAACAAGACGUAAUCACACUGACUCAUCCACAGAACACUUCGUCUCAAAGGAAUGUUACAAGAGAGGAAAUCAAAGUUACAGUCAAACUUUUGAUAACAAAGACUGAUGUGGAGGAGAUUACAGAAGCACUAGAAAGAGUGCUGAAGGAGCUUGAAAUCGAUAAGAUAGAUGUCCUCCUGCUCGCCCUCUCAAAGACACCCAAUGUGAUAGAAGAUAGUUUGACCUUUGAGCAUCUGAAACCCUUGUGGAGUGAGCUGGAAGACGAGGUCCGCAAAGGCAGGAUAGUUAAUCUUGGUAUAUGUGAUGCCGAUAAGACUAUGCUUGAGGAGUUGUACGAAUGGGCAACGGUGAAGCCUAUCAUUGACCAGCUGAACCAGGAUACAUGCUGUGUGAUUCCUCAAGAUCUCAAAGAAUAUGCCAAGGCUAACAAAAUCCAGUUAUUGACUCACAACGACAAGAGUGACCUGCUUCCACCGGAGGAAUUCCAGGGGGUCCUUGCAGAGUUCUUUCCAGGGGCAGACUCGGAGCGCUGGUACCCGGCAUGGACCUUGCGCUUCACUGUCCUCAUCCGUUGCAGGGGGGUCAUCACCACCAAAGGCUACAUCCUCAAGGCGCUCAAGGAUCGCGACUGACAACCUUGAUGUCGUUCAAGGCGCAUUCAGGGUCUGUAACACAAAACUAGGUGAUCGUGGGACUUUUACAAUUGAAUGAAUUAGUAGUUGAAUAAUGAAAAAUGUGAGCCAGUAUUUGAAGCAAUCAUUCUGUUUCAACUUCCAGUUCUUGGAAUGGCUGUUUCAAUUUACUUCUUAGAUUUUGCAAAGAAUUAAUUUUAUAACUUAAAAACUAUGCAAAGAUACAAGUUGUUCUUAGGAAGACCAAUCUCAAUACCUGAAUUCUUUAAUAUACGCAGGGAUUGGGAUUUUAAGUACGCGCUAGUGAAAAUCUGAGAUAAUUCUUAUUGAGAGCGAUACCAACAACAUCUGACCAUUCAUUGACCUAGUCAUAUGAAUUUUUUCUCCAGGAAAGAACAUGUUUUUCAAAUCUCUGUUUUUAGUCUACCCGAUGCCUUUCAAUAAUCUGUUUUAACAUUGGUUUCAUGGUUCAUAAGUAAAUAUGAAUCUAUCCAAAUAGAAUUAUUUAUCUUACCUUGAACACAUAAAAAAAUGAUAACUUUCCCUAAUAAAAUCUAGAUGUAAGAAUGUGUAUAUGAAGUAUACAUUGAUUUGCUUCUUUUUUUUCCAAUUCAAAGUAAUUUCAGAUACAAUUUGAUAAUUCGUAUUACUGUAAUAUAGUUGUUUUGUUGAUAUUGAACGCUUUGACGCCAGGCACUCCAUAGUAAUGUCAUUCAUAAGAUCAUGUAGCACUUCAUGAAGUUAAUUGAUGAAGAUGGAGUUUGAUUCAAUUUUAAAUUCAAGAUACUAUAUGCCAUAGAUCUUAUUGUUAUUAUUAUAAGCUAUGUAGAUAAGAUUUAUUGAUAUUACAGGAGUAGCUUUUAUGCACAUGACACUCCAUAGUGAUGUCAUUCAUGAAAUCAUUUGGAACUUUAUGAACAGCUUUGUGAAAUACAUGCUGAGGUGAUCGAUUUUCCUAAUUAUGCCAUAAUCAAGCAUUUUAAAUUAUGUUGAUGUAAGCAUUUAGUUCAUGUAACACUUGAUAUACUUCAGGUAAAUAUCAUCAUUGAUUGUAUUCAAAGUGAUUUUAGAGGCUUCAAAUUACAUGAAUGAUAUAAGGAUGUAGUGUGAUUUCUUAAAAUCAAAAGCCCAUAUGCUUGUUUCGAUAUGAAUAAGCCAGUUCGUAGUUCCUUUCUGCGCAUGAUCAAAAGAUUCUACGCAUGAUCAGAGGAAGGUCAUUUGUACUAAAGUGACAUGGUGGUUUAAAAUCUAACGAGAUAAGCACCAACUUUGAUGUCUUGAUUAUUCAUAUAUUCUUUUGAAUUGUUGUUUUCAUUUACAUCCACAAAAAACAACAAUGCGUACACGAACGACUGGUAUUUCACAGUUUGCCAAGUACAUUAUGCAACAUGCUAUGAUAUGCAUUCAAAGUAGGAAUGCGACAAAUACCUUCAUAAAGUGUUCAUUGGUGUGCUAUUCUAGUCACCUGGUCUAUUCAGUUUAUUCAUCCUGCUUAGUGCUAUGUAAGGCAAGCUUACGUAAUAUCUUGCUUUGAAAUCUGCCUAACAUAAUGAAAGUUUUAAAAGGUCAUUUGACCAAAAUUGUCCAUGAAGUAACUACGAACUUGUCUAUUGACAAAGGUCAGCAAGACUUUCCAUAUUGUACAGAUAUGGAAUGACAAAUACAAGGUGCAAGACAAUUCUAUUAGUCCAUGAAUGCAGGCAUAAUAGAGACAUGUUGGUUCCAUUGACUUUCAAAUACAUAUACACAAGGGAUAGAAUAUACAAUAUAUCGAAUAAGUCAAUAUAAGGUCGCACCAAUAAAUGCACACUAUAUGCUUCAAGUCUCGGAGUAAUCAAAAGUGGAACAGAGCCAUGGCAUAAUGAUUCCAUUGCAUUGUGAUGUCAUAACGAUUUCAUUAUUACAUCUUGAGUCAUGAGGCUUUUAUUUUUUAAUUAUCCUAGUUUGAAUUGUUUGUCACUUCUAUUUGGAGACAAGCUUUUAGGGGGAAACAAAUGAAGUCGGUCAAUGGGGAAUGUAUAUUGAUGUGUAAAUACAGUCGUGCAGCUGACAUUAGUGUUAUGUGCCUGGUAGAAUUUCUUUUUUAUUUUUACUGAUUAAUAAAUCAAACAAGAUGAAAAGAAAGGAAGAUUGUUGAAGUUUAUGUGUACCCUUGGAUAAUAAUAUUUGACAAAUGUAAACAAAGCAUUCAAAUUUCAAGGAAGAUUUUGUCGAAUGGAUGUAAAAUUAUAUAAAGUGCAAUUUUCGUAGAUCUAAUGGGGUGCAUACCCUGGCCUCAUAGGCCCGUAUUCUGAAGUCGGGUUUAACUUAAACUCAGGUUUAAAGUUGUGGUUUAAGUAUGGACAGCCGAUUGUUACAUAAAUCACUAACGGUAGAGAUAUCAUAUUUCAGCUCAUUUGGCUCUCAAAUCAUUCAUAAUUGUCUAGGAAGUAUUAUAUAGAUUAUUGUCUUCACCAUCGAUGUAUCAGGAAAGAGCACAGUAAACAUAAGAAACGUACAACUUAAUAAAAAAUUUGCUACUUUUGGCUUCCCAUACUUAAACCACAACUUUAAACCUGAGUCUAAGUUAAACCUGACUUCAGAAUACGGGCCAUACUGUCAUUGUAAAAAAAAAAGGUAUUCAUUAGAUGGCAAUUUCUGGUCACAUUUGCAUUUUCAUAUAACACUGUAUGCCUGUAAUAACACUCCUUUAUGGUGAUUAAGUGGACGAAGGAAUUAUUCUGCAGGUUUGUCUUCUGAAAUUGGGGACUUUUCCUCUGAUUCUGAUACGUGUAGUAAUUAUUGUACAGUACAUCGGUGUAUAGGUUUUUGUACAAAUUCUUUUCCAAAUUUAGUGUGGCAGAUCAAGAUAUAUACCAUGUGUCAACGUACAUGCAAAGCAUCAAUUAUAUUAAAUUGUAUGUUUACAGAAUA
Molecule: messenger RNA, 3846 nt
Organism: Lytechinus pictus (painted urchin)
Lineage: Eukaryota; Metazoa; Echinodermata; Echinoidea; Temnopleuroida; Toxopneustidae
Product: glutamate--cysteine ligase regulatory subunit-like
Exons: 5
Coding region: 94-933 (279 amino acids)
Biological process (GO): glutathione biosynthetic process
Cellular component (GO): glutamate-cysteine ligase complex
Molecular function (GO): glutamate-cysteine ligase catalytic subunit binding; enzyme regulator activity
Source: RefSeq, a predicted model, not a curated record